Molecule: messenger RNA, 1710 nt
Organism: Hevea brasiliensis (rubber tree)
Lineage: Eukaryota; Viridiplantae; Streptophyta; Magnoliopsida; Malpighiales; Euphorbiaceae
Product: two-component response regulator ARR10
Exons: 5
Coding region: 267-1406 (379 amino acids)
Molecular function (GO): DNA-binding transcription factor activity; DNA binding
Source: RefSeq, a predicted model, not a curated record
ACCUAGGGUUUUCAAUUCCAAGUGUUGUAUAUGUUUCUGGCAGUGGUUAUCAUCACCAGCUCUUUAUUCUCUCUUAAAAAGAAUUUCCAAGUCUUCUUUUUCCUCUCUCUUGGGUGAGGCCAGAGAGGUGUAAAACUGGAACAUCAAAAGUCAUUCUAAAACAACCUGUAGAUGGCACUAAAUUUCAUAAUCACUUGCUGUUUGUUGAAAUCAUUCACAUGUUCUUGAAUUGAUAUGGUGAUUAAGGAAGCCAGCUAAUAAGAAAGAUGAUGAAGAGUAGUGAUAGUUUUGAAGGCUCUAAGUCAAGCUAUUCUCACAAGAAAGUCAGCGAAGAUGGUGAGGCUGAUGAGGAAGUGGACAAAGUUUGCAGCUGCAAGCUAAGAAAUGAUGGAGACACCACAAGCAAUAGCUCAGAUGAUGAAAAGAAUGAAAAGAAGGAAGGAACUACUAGAUCUGUCCGGCAAUAUAUUCGUUCGAAGAUGCCAAGACUCCGGUGGACGCCUGAUCUCCAUCUUUGUUUUGUUCAUGCAGUUGAAAGACUAGGAGGGCAAGAGAGGGCAACACCAAAGUUGGUUCUUCAAUUGAUGAACAUCAAAGGCCUAAGCAUAGCUCAUGUGAAAAGCCAUCUUCAAAUGUAUAGAACCAAGAAGAUUGAUGAUGCUAAUCAAGGGCAAGGGCUCUUAUUUGAAGGAGGUGCUCACAAUAUCUUCAACUUUAGCCAGCUUCCCAUACUAAAAGGUUUCAGUCAAAGGCCUUUUACCAGUUUAAGAUAUGGGGAUGCUUGGAGAGGUCAUGAUCACCAGAUUUAUGGCCCUUUCAUGGGAGAAGGAACCACACUCAAUAGAGGCAAACAAGAAAAUUAUGGCUCGGUUGCAGAUAGAUUUCUUGGAUGCAAUACUCAUAAUUCACCUAAUUAUGAUUCCAAUAUCAAUAACAAUUCUUCUUCUUCCCUCAAUGGACAAAUUCAUCAAUCUUUCGACUCGCUCAAGUCGUUUCGCAGAUACUGUCAGAUGGAAAGUUCAAAUCCAGGUUCAUUGGAUUUCAACCCCAAGUUGCAAGGAAGAGGAACAGAUGUAGAAGAACAAGGAGAAGAAGCUUGUUUCAAGAAUCAUAGCUCCGGCCUGAACAAAAAUUGGACAACAAUUCAAGAAAUGCGAAACAAGCUAAAAAGGAAGAAUUUGGAUUCAGAUUGCAACUUGGAUUUGAACUUAUCUCUCAAAGUAACAAUGAAAGAUGGGAUUGAGAAGGGUUUGAAGGGUGAUCAUGAUAAUGAAGUUGAUAGCAGUUUAUCUCUUUCCUUAUCUUCAUCUUCUUCUUCGAAGCUUAGUGGGUUAAAGCAGGAACAUGAUCAAGAUGGAAGUAGGAAGCAUACAAGAAGGGCAAGUACUCUAGAUCUGACUCUAUGAAUAAGACAAAAUUCCAAGUGAGAUCUUGAGGUACUUGUCCAGAAGCAAUGCUCAAAAUGAUCAUGUCGUAUUUGUAUCAGAACAUUACAAGAGGUAAUUAUUUGUCAAUUAUAUAAAUUUUUUUUUUUUAUCUUUUUAUUUGGUUGCUUGUGUGCGGAUACAAGCUUUUAGGAUUCAAUUUUGGUUAUACCAAGAAAUUAAUAUAUAUAUUAGAUGAUGAAUAUAUUUUUAGCACUACAAAAUAUGCACAUUGGGUUCUGGGUAUUGUUUUCAGAGUUGAAUAUAUAUAGGGAUUUCUUUAUAA